Messenger RNA from Eriocheir sinensis (Chinese mitten crab), 3452 nucleotides. RefSeq names its product histone H3.v1-like. Lineage: Eukaryota; Metazoa; Arthropoda; Malacostraca; Decapoda; Varunidae. The transcript is spliced from 10 exons. Bases 1110 to 2567 code for a protein of 485 amino acids. The record is from RefSeq and is a predicted model, not a curated record.
CUGCCACGCUAGCUCUUGGACAUGGUGGUAUAUCGCUCCUCCUUCUCGCCCCCGUAGACAAAAGGGGAGAGGGUGCAAACAACGGCCGGGCUAAAGUGCACUAGACUACACACAAGAAAAAACUAAACAAAAAUAGUAUCAGUUAAAGGGAAAUAAGAGAAAAUAUAUAUAUCCUUGAAAAUUGAAAAUACUCUAUUCUGAAAACUCGAAAAAAAAGGAAAAAGCAAAUCUUGAAAAACAAAUAUAGUUAUUACCAACGAGAGAACAGCUGACCAAACAACGUGAAAUCACAAGUUGAAGCAAAGGGAAGUGAAAAAAUAUAUACAAAUGCAAACAGAGAAACUGAAAAGGGAAAAUAGGCAAGAAAUAUACGAAUAAAAAGUCGAAUUGAAAAAAAGUGGAAGGCAGAAAACAAUGAAGAAGGAAACUUAAUUGUCGCUCGCAAACAUACUGAAUCUAAAACAAAAAUAAUAAGGAAAAAAAUAAUUGUAUACGUAAACACAUAAGAAGAAAAUGCACGCUAAGAUAAAGAUAUAAGAGGACAAGGAAACAAUGUGACUGGUGAGGAAAACAAAUCGUGGAACAGAAUGGAAUAAGAAAAGAAGGAUAACGGAAAAAAGAUAGCAAAUUAGAAAAGAAAGAAAGAACAAAGAUAGCAAAUAAGAAAAGAAAGAAAAAAAUAGCAAAUAGGAAAAGAAGGAAAAGAAAAAGAUAGCAAAUAAAUGCAAAAAUGAAAUAACAAUAAAAAAUAAAUGAAAAAUGCUAUCAGGAGCAAUGGACAGGAAGAGAUAGAAAGAAAGAUAAAAGGAUAACAAAGAAAGAAAGACGGAAACUGAAAACGACGAUUGAAAAGAAAGGAAAAAUGAAAACAGGAAGGAACAGGUAAAAAAAAAAGCGGAGGAGAGGAAAAAAAAGAAAGAGAAAGAGAUAGAAGAUAAAACAAAACAAAAGAAGAAAAGAAGAAAAAUGAAAACAAGAGACGAAGGAUAAAAAAACAAAAAAAAAUCAGAAAAAACGGAUAAAAAAAACUACAGAAGAAAAAUAAAAAAAAUAGAAAAAGAAGAAAAACAAACAAAAACAAACAGAAGGGGGAGAAGAGAGAGGAGGUCAUGUUAGAGUUUGGGUCGCUGGGGUCAGGCGGCGCCGUGGGGGGGUCAGCGGGGGGGGCGGGGGGGCCGUGGGAGGAGAUACUGGACCGUGAUUGGCUGCCAGACAAUGAGGUUCGCUUCCUGCUGCCGCCCACUCAGCAGACGAGGUAUCAGACGAAGGUGUUCCAGCAGUCCGUCACCAUCCUCAUCAAGCUACAGCCCAACACCACGCGGGGCACGGCGGCGGUGUCUGGGCGCGGCGUGGGGGUGGGUCCCUGGCGCGUGUCGGAGGAGCAGCUGCCCGUCCUGGUUGGUUCCAUCACGGGGGCGUCGCUGUUACUCCUUCUGCUGCUCUCCCUCCUGCUCUACGCCGUCUGCCACCACCACAGACCCACACAUAAGAACUAUAGUGUGAAGAGCGAGGUAUCCAGCGUCACGUCGGGGCGGACUCAGGGAUCGCCGCCCAGCCUGAGUCGUGAGUCCUUGGUGGUGGUGACUCACGCCAUAUCGGGGCCACAGGCCUGUCUUCUAGGUGAGCGUGACCCGUCUCUCCUUGACCUGACCUACGAGUGUGGCUGCUGCUGUGACCCGCCCUGUGACAUGACCUCGUGUACCUGUGAGUGUCAGGACCAGGUGGGCGACGAGGAGGACGAUGAGGACGAGGACGAGGAGGAGGAGGAGGAGGAAGACGACGAGGAGGAGGAAGAUGAGGAGUUAGGUGAUGAGGAGGAAGAGGAGGAGGAGGUGGAGGUGGAGGAGCAGCGUCGGGAUUCGCUGUCACGGAGGGAGUCCAGGUCGCCGAGGGAGGCAGGUCAGGUCACCCCAGGGAACAGCAGGGUCAAGCCAGGCUACAAUACGGCCUCCUCCUCCUCCUCCUCCUCAACCUUCAUGAACUUUGACCUCACUCUGCCACGCCGUCCCAGGAGAGGCUCCACAGGGCGACGGGACUCCUGUAGCGGCGGCGGCGGGGGGCGGCAGCAGCAGGAGGUGGGCGUGGGGCUCCCUGUGUGUCCUGAGGCGAGGCUGGAUGAACAGAGCGCCUCGUCCAGUGCGCUGGAGUCGGUGUGCCCCGGCCGUGAGGGGGGUCUGGCCUCCCCCACCCUGGACGACAACUUCCGCACCCGCUCCCUCCCCGCCUGGGUGAGGGGCAAGACACGACCCCUCGCAGCCCUCGACGACCUCACGCCCAUCUACGAGAAGCCACACUGGAGCAAGAGGAGACGGAACAGGAUGAGAAGUGACGCCGCCGCUAUCAUUGCCCUCACCAAGUCCCGCGGCCGCCUCAUGUCCCCAGCCCACCCCGCCCCCCGCCCACACUCCCUCGCCGGCCCCGCCACCGCCCCCGCAGCACCCCCAGGGGUCACGCCAGGCUCCGGGGCGGCUGGGGCGGGCACUGCGACAGCCCCACAGCCGGCGGACACAGCGGCGUUAGUGGAGAACGAAGCAGUGGUUGUUUACGAUGAGAGAACGGCAUUGUAGAGAGGGAUGGUUACUACUACUACUACUACUACUACUACUACAACUACUACUGUUUUCAUCUGUAUAUAUUUUUUCUAUCUUUUUAAUCUCUUUUUUUUGUUUUCAUCCGUAAGAAGUUUUUUUUGUCUUGUUUUUCUUCAUUUUUCUUCAUUGGCUUUUACUUUUUUAUUAUUUUAUUACGUUGUUCCCCACUCAUUAAUAUAUUUGUUUAUUUAUUUGUUUUAUUGUUAGUCAUUUGUUUCCUUGUUUGGUUGUUAAGUUUUCUCCAUUCUCCAUCAUUUUUGUUUUUUCGGCAUUAUUUUUUUUAUUUCAUCUUUUAUAUCAUUCACAAUUUUAUUUAACGUUAUUAGCUUUAUUUUAUUUAUUCUCGGUUUCUCUUAUCUCCUUUUUUAUCAAUAUACACACUUAUUUACAUAUUUAUUUAUUGACUUCACAUUCUAUUUCGUUCACCUUCUUCUCUUUCUCCCCUUUCAAAUAUUUUUCCUUCUUAUUUUCUUGGUAUUCUUUUUCACUUUGUUUAUUUCCUUUAUCCCAACUUUUCCUUUCUCUUUUCUGUUUUUACUUUUUCUUCUUCACUGUCAAACUUCAUUGCAAAAAGACACACACAUGGAGCCUCGCGCACACAAACAUACAUACAUACAUACAUACAUACAUACAUACAUACAUAUAUACAUACAUACAUACAUACACACAAACAUAUCGUACCAGGAAUUUCCGGAAACGUGUAAUAUUCUACUUUAUUUCAAAGUUUUUUCUUAAUAUUUUCACUUUAUAAUUUGACUUUCACAACUUUUCUCGCAUUGACUGGAGGGAAGAAGAAUUUAGGAAUGUUUUUUUCUUUUUCUUUUCCUCUUUUUUAAUAUUGCUUGAAAUGAGAGAGAGAGA